AUGACAAACGUGCAAAUAUUGGCUCUAAUUUUAAGCCAAAAUAAAGCAGAUACAAUUAAAUGUGUUGAUCUUAUACUAAAAGCAGUCCCUUGUGAAGGGUUUUUGCUAAGUCAAGGUGUAACACCAAGCCAAGAGUGUUGUGUUAUACUUCAAGAUUUGAGUAGAGAUGCUGCUGCCUGCCAACCAAAUCGUCAAGCUAUGUGCCAAUGUUUCAAAGCUGCUACGCUAACUUUCCCUAUAGAUAUUCAGAAAGCUCAGAGACUUCCUCAGCUUUGCAACUUCACUAGCACUAUUCCCAUUGAUCCUAACGUUUAUUGUUCCAAGUAA
Molecule: messenger RNA, 327 nt
Organism: Nicotiana tabacum (common tobacco)
Lineage: Eukaryota; Viridiplantae; Streptophyta; Magnoliopsida; Solanales; Solanaceae
Product: non-specific lipid-transfer protein-like
Biological process (GO): lipid transport
Molecular function (GO): lipid binding
Source: RefSeq, a predicted model, not a curated record